Messenger RNA from Coregonus sp. 'balchen', 6384 nucleotides. The record is from the annotation of a GenBank genome assembly. NCBI's taxonomy places the organism in Eukaryota, Metazoa, Chordata, Actinopteri, Salmoniformes, Salmonidae.
AUGACGCAAGCCAAAGUUCAGGCAGGUUUUCAUCGUCCACAGAGAGGUCUGCAGUAAAUCAGUCCCUCAUUUCAACACAAGCUGACAUCAUAUUCACUGGGAGGCUCACAUUUCCUAUGUCUCAUAACCAAGCAUUACAGCACCCAGCAUUACAUCACCCAGCAUUACAGCACCCAGCAUUACAGCACCCAGCAUUACAGCACCCAGCAUUACAGCACCCAGCAUGACAGCACCCAGCAUUACAGCACCCAGCAUUACAGCACCCAGCAUUACAGCACCCAGCAUGACAGCACCCAGCAUUACAGCACCCAGCAUUACAGCACCCAGCAUUACAGCACCCAGCAUGACAGCACCCAGCAUUACAGCACCCAGCAUUACAGCACCCAGCAUUACAGCACCCAGCAUUACAGCAUUGACUUCUAAGUCCAAGUUUUCAGCGUCAUUCUAUUCACAUCCUUCCAAAUGCUUCCAUAUGUGUAAAUCUGUGUGUAUUUGUAUUUGUGUGUGGUGUGUGCGUGUGUGCCUUCCUGCAUGUGUAUGUGAUUGUGUGUGUGUGUGUAUGUGUGUGUGUGUGUUUUGAGUUUUUGCACACAUUCCUGACAUGUUUGUUAUCCCUGUAGGAGCCAGAGGAGGAUGACCCCUUGCCCAAGAAGAAGUGGGCGACUGUAGACGCCUCGUACUAUGGAGGGAGAGGGGCUGGAGGGAUCAAACGCAUGGAGGUUACACUCUAAACAUUAUUCUGUUCAUGUAGCCAAUGUGGAAUUACUAGCUGGUUAGCUGUGUGUGCCCUAGUAGUGUCCGUCUUGCAAGUGACACAGAUUGGAGGACAGUGAGGGACAGGGACGUGUCCUCUGUAACAUUCAGUACACGUGGGUUGUCUGUCCUAUAUUUCUGGUACUGUCUUAAACAUCAUGGCUUGGUUUCUCUGACUCAGAGAGCCCUGGUGCCGGAUACAAAUGGAGAUGGAGAUUCAGUGGAACACUAUCAGUGGAGAUGAUGUCAUUUUAUUUCGUCUAUCUAAAAAGAAUGGACUUAUUUUAUCAUCACAACCUGUGUGGGUUGUAAAAACCCCUGACUCUUUACAGUCACUUGUCUUCCCCCAACAACAUUACUGAACAGUAGGGUAAUGUUAAUACAGUCACUUGUCUUCCCCCAACAACAUUACUGAACAGUUGUGGUCCUCUGUAGCUCAAUUGGUAGAGCAUGGCGCUUGUAAGGCCAGGGUAGUGGGUUUGAUCCCCGGGACGUAAAAAUGUAUGCGCACAUGACUGUAUGUCGCUUUGGAUAAAAGCGUCUGCUAAAUGGCUUAUUAUGUUAAUAAAGUCACUUGUCUUCCCCCAACAGCAUUAAUGAACAGUAGCAUAGUUUUAGCUAUGCCUUGGCUGGUUCAUGUUGAUGGUAAGGCCCAGGCCUUGGCUGGUUCAUGUUGACGGUAAGGCCCAUGCCUUGGCUGGUUCAUGUUGACGGUAAGGCCCAUGCCUUGGCUGGUUCAUGUUGACGGUAAGGCCCAUCACUCAGAACUGGUUCCCAGAGUGUGACUCACCACUGACACACUGGAUCUGGAAUCAUCUGGUGCUAAAAUGUCACCUAGCAACAUGCCCAGAACAGAACAGCCUGGACGUCUUUUGUUAAACGUUCCAGAUGAGAACAAACUCAAACCCCUCGCUAUACUGUAGCUCUGCCGGCCUGCCAGUGAUAUCAGGGGUGUGCAAAGUAAAGCGAAUCUUCUGGGGUUGUGUGUGUACGGUACAGUAGGAUGAGUCGUAUCUGUGUGUGUGUAUGUGUGUGUGUGUGUGUGUGUCUGUGUUUGUGUGUGUGUGUGUCUGUGUGUGUGUGUGUGUGUGUGUGUGUGUGUGUCUGUGUUUGUGUGUGAGUGUGUGUGUGUGUGUGUGUGUUAUGAUACGACAAGGAGUCCUGGCAUUCUUGUCAGCUCUCUGACGGCUUUGACAUGACAGGUGCUGCCAUCACUCCUUCUCUCUCCUGUCGGCUUGAUGUACGUCUACAUCUCUCCAUCUCUCCAUCUCUCUCCUCCCUUCCAACUCUGGGCCUUGUUCAGCCCACUGUGUCCCUCCCUGCCUCCUUCCCUCCUUCCCUCCCUCGUCUACUACGUUCCUCGCCUGCUUGCUUUUUCUCCAAAGGGAGUAGACGUAGCUUUCAAGCUAACACGUUUAAAUCCCUUGCUUCACCACCCUGUACUCCCUACCCCAUAUCCCCUAUCCCCCAUCCCCUACCCCAUCCCCUACCCCCUAUCCCCUUACCCCCUACCCCAUGUCCCCUAUCCCCUAUCCCCCAUCCCCUACCCCCUAUCCCCUAUCCCCUAUCCCCCAUCCCCUAUCCCCUAUCCCCUACCCCUAUCUCCUAUCCCCUACCACCUAUCCCCUAUCCCCUAUCUCCUACCCCAUAUCCCCUAUCCCCUACCCCAUAUCCCCUAUCUCCUAUACCAUACCCCUUACCCCACCCCCUACCCCCUAUCUCCUAUCCACUAUCCCUAUCCCCCUACCCCAUAUCCCCUAUCCCCUAUCUCCUAAACCAAUACCCCUCUACCCCCCUACCACCACCCCUACCCCCUACCCCCCCUACCCCCUACACCCACCCCCUACCCCACCCACCACCCCUACCCCCUACCCCCUACCCCAUCCCCACUCCUAACCAUACCCCUUACCCCACCCCCUACCCCACACCACCCCACCUACACCCCCUACCCCCUAUCUCCUAUACCAUACCCCUUACCCCCUACCCCCACCUAACCCUACCCCCCACCCCUACCCCCUAUCCCCUACCCCCUACCCCCUAUCCCCACCCCCUAUCCCUACCCCCCUAUCUCCUACCCCCACCCUACCCCUACCCCCUACCCCCACCCUAUCCCCUACCCCCUAUCCCCUAUCCCCUACUCCCUAUCCCCUACCCCCUAUCCCCUACCCUACCCCCCUACCCCCCCUAUCUCCUACCCCAUAUCCCCUAUCCCCUACCCCCUACCCCCUAUCCCCUAUCCCCUAUCUCCUAUACCAUACCCCUUACCCCCUACCCCCCUAUCCCCUAUCUCCUACUAAUCAGCACCGAGGACGUUGGUGGCAUAGCGGGGAUUUCCGAGGGCCGUGGGGGGGGAGCAAUAAUACCUCCAACUUUACCCACAAGUGUUGUGUCUUUGCUCAGCCACCGUCCCGUCUCACAUCUCCUCUCUCCAUCUCUUCAUACGUCCCCUAUCCACCAUCUCCUCUCUCCAUCUCUUCAUACGUCCCCUAUCCACCAUCUCCUCUCUCCAUCACUUCAUACGUCCCCUAUCCACCAUCUCCUCUCUUCAUAAACACCAUGUUGAUACUCCCAGACAGCCCUUCUCCACUUCUGAGGCUGUCUCUGUAGAUCAAGGAAGAGUUUCUGUGGAUCGGGGUAGAGGUGUUGUUUAAAGAUCAACCUGUCAUUUUCUCUAUUCCUGUAAAAGGAAGCGUGUUGACUCAGAGAUGUUGACGCACAAUGCACAUACGACCUGCAGCGAUGGAAUGUACAGGGAAUCUUUUAUUCAUCAGGGUGGAUAGUGUAUCUGUGGGUGAGGGAUAUCCCAUGUUGCCUUAGGUUUACAGGAAGUAGUGUGUGUGUGUGUGUGUGUGUGUGUGUGUGUGUGUGUGUGUGUGUGUGUGUGUGUGAGUCUGCGUCCCUCCAUGCGUUUGUGUUUUAUUCAUCAGGAUUGAUAGACAGUUAUACAUCUUGUAUAUCUGUAGGGAGGUGUGUAUUUCCCAGGUGGAUGGUGAUCAUGAAAAUCUGUUCUGUAUUGUAGAGGCUUAACCUAGAGCUUGAAGAGCAUGUCACUAAUUAAACACUCACCUCUCUUCUGCCGUGCCGGUGGAUUUACCCGGCAACAGCUGUGAUGCAUUUAAUUAAAACAGGAAGCUUAGGGGGAAGCAGAAAAAAAGGCACUGUGGGAAAACAAUAAAAACAACACCAAACCUGGUUAUUCUUCAGGUUAUUCUUCACGUUAUUCUUAAGGUUAUUCUUCAGGUUAUUCUUCAGGUUAUUCUUCAGGUUAUUCUUCACGUUAUUCUUAAGGUUAUUCUUCAGGUUAUUCUUAAGGUUAUUCUUCAGGUUAUUCUUCAGGUUGUUCUUAAGGUUAUUCUUCAGGUUAUUCUUCAGGUUAUUCUUCAGGUUAUACUUCAGGUUAUUCUUCAGGUUAUUCUUAAGGUUAUUCUUCAGGUUAUUCUUCAGGUUAUUCUUCAGGUUAUUCUUAAGGUUAUUCUUCAGGUUAUACUUCACGUUAUUCUUAAGGUUAUUCUUCAGGUUAUUCUUAAGGUUAUUCUUCAGGUUAUUCUUCAGGUUGUUCUUAAGGUUAUUCUUCAGGUUAUUCUUCAGGUUAUUCUUCAGGUUAUACUUCAGGUUAUUCUUCAGGUUAUUCUUCAGGUUAUUCUUAAGGUUAUUCUUCAGGUUAUUCUUCAGGUUAUUCUUCAGGUUAUUCUUAAGGUUAUUCUUCAGGUUAUACUUCAGGUUAUUCUUCAGGUUAUUCUUCAGGUUAUUCUUCAGGUUAUUCUUCAGGUUAUUCUUAAGGUUAUUCUUCAGGUUAUACUUCAGGUUAUUCUUCAGGUUAUUCUUCAGGUUAUUCUUCAGGUUAUACUUCAGGUUAUUCUUAAGGUUAUUCUUCAGGUUAUUCUUAAGGUUAUUCUUCAGGUUAUUCUUAAGGUUAUUCUUCAGGUUAUUCUUCAGGUUAUUCUUCAGGUUAUUCUUCAGGUUAUUCUUCAGGUUAUACUUCAGGUUAUUCUUCAGGUUAUACUUCAGGUUAUUCUUCAGGUUAUUCUUCAGGUUAUUCUUCAGGUUAUACUUCAGGUUAUUCUUCAGGUUAUACUUCAGGUUAUUCUUCAGGUUAUUCUUCAGGUUAUUCUUCAGGUUAUACUUCAGGUUAUUCUUCAGGUUAUUCUUCAGGUUAUUCUUCAGGUUAUACUUCAGGUUAUACUUCAGGUUAUUCUUCAGGUUAUUCUUCAGGUUAUUCUUCAGGUUAUACUUCAGGUUAUUCUUAAGGUUAUUCUUCAGGUUAUUCUUCAGGUUAUACUUCAGGUUAUACUUCAGGUUAUUCUUCAGGUUAUUCUUCAGGUUAUUCUUCAGGUUAUACUUCAGGUUAUUCUUCAGGUUAUUCUUCAGGUUAUUCUUCAGGUUAUACUUCAGGUUAUACUUCAGGUUAUUCUUCAGGUUAUUCUUCAGGUUAUUCUUCAGGUUAUUCUUCAGGUUAUUCUUCAGGUUGUUCUUCAGGUUAUUCUUCAGGUUAUUCUUCAGGUUAUUCUUCAGGGUAUUCUUCAGGUUGUUCUUCAGGUUAUUCUUCAGGUUAUUCUUCAGGUUAUUCUUCAGGUUAUUCUUCAGGUUGUUCUUCAGGUUAUUCUUCAGGUUAUUCUUCAGGUUAUUCUUCAGGUUAUUCUUCAGAUUAUUCUUCAGGUUGUUCUUCAGGUUAUUCUUCAGGUUAUUCUUCAGGUUAUUCUUCAGGUUAUUCUUCAGGUUAUUCUUCAGGUUAUUCUUCAGGUUAUUCUUCAGGUUAUUCUUCAGGUUAUUCUUUAGGUUAUUCUUCAGGUUAUUCUUCAGGUUAUUCUUCAGGUUAUUCUUCAGGUUGUUCUUUAGGUUUUACGAAAGGGAGGAUGGACUUUUGUUUACACCCAUAUAGCUAUGAUAUAUGUGGUUAGCCAAUUAAUUAGUUUAUGAAUUGUGGGUAACAAUCACUCUGUAUGUUUACUUUUCAGGACAGUGUAAUGUUACCAAAAGUUACCAACAAAAUAUGUACGUUUAAUUACACUUCCUGAAUGAACUGAAUGGGAACCUGAAAUAACCCCUUGUUCCUGUCUGAUGUGACCACGUUAGGUGCGUUGGGGAGAGAAGGGCUCUACAGAGGAAGGGGCGCGGCUGGAGAAGGCUAAGAAUGCUGUAGUGUCUGUUCCUGAGGAGGAGGAAGAGCCCAUGAUGGCCAAACGGGCCCCCAAACCCACCCCCACAUACCACCAGCACCCAGAGUCCAAAUGGUAUACCCCUAUAAAGGUAGGUUCAAGAUGAUGUCCCAAAUGGGGAGCUUAUUCCCUUUUAAUGAUCUUGUUUUGGUCAGAGCCUGAUGAGGCCCAGCCAGUUGGAGAUGGCUUCCGGAAGCUUGGUUUCACUAUUGUUUUCACUUCACCGAUUCUAUUGUUUACGUUGUGAAUAGCGAAGUUGUGGAUUCUAUACAACUGUUAGUGACAGUAUCUUUAUUUUCCAUUGUCUCUGAUUGUGAAACAUUUUACAUAGAUAAAUACAGAGAUAUGCCAUGAGUAAAUGUUCAAGCACAGUCCUUUCUCUUCCUGUAUUCAGGGUCGUCUGGAUGCCCUGUGGGCUUUACUGAGGCGGCAGUAUGACCGAGUUUCCCUCAUGAGACCGACCACUGCAGACAAG